AAUCACUCUCUAUGUUCUCAUCAAGCUAGCAAAACCCCUAGACAGAAAGAAAACAAACCUUCCCACAAAAAAAAUGGGUCUCCAAAGUGAAAUGAUGAUCCCUCAUCAAGCUGGCCAUGGGUACAAGAACCAGGCCAACUACUCUCAUGAAGAGGAAGACUACUAUUCCUACAAUGAUGGAUAUGACUCCUCCAGCAUGCAGAUGAUGAGGCCCAGCCCUAACCCUAAUUUCAACUCCCACUACUUUAUGUCCUCCGCCGCCCAACCGCCGCAGUACCACGUUGCGCCGGCGCCGGGACAUAGCUACCCGCGGCCUAUCCCGCACCACGGCUUCGGAGACGACGGCCACUAUGACCAUUACUACGAAAACAAGAUGCACCAUGAGUUCUCCAAAGCUUACGAUGGCGGCAAAGAACAGUGUCACGAUGAUGAUGACGUUCACGGUUUCGGCGGCGGCAAACAUCACAGCUUACACGACGAUCACGGGUUUGGCGGCGACAAACACGGGUUUGGCGGUGACAAACACGGGUUUGGCGGCGAGAAACACGGGUUUGGCGGCGGUAAACAGCACGUGAUCAGCUCAUCAGUUGAAUCCUAUUAUGGGCAGAAAGGGAUGAAGAAUAAGCAGCUGGUUCCCACUCUAGCUGCAGAGGGUUAUAAGUUGCUGGGCGGCGGCGGCGGCGGCUUUGGAAGUAAGAUUCUGGAUGGUGUUAGUCGUCAUCAGAUGAGCCGCCGUCCCGAUGGGUUGUUCAGGGAAAAGAAGAGCGACCACUGGGAACUCAAGAGUAUUGAUGAUUGAAACCUAUAAUUAUUAAAACCUAAGCUAAUUAAGCAAGUCCAUAUAGGCAUAUAUAUAUAUACUGUAUAAUAAGAAUCUAUCUGAUCCUUAUAUAUUACCGAUCUUAAAUAACUCAAAAUUAAAAGGCCCAGCUUGCUAGCUGCUGCUUAUUACAGACUUGUCCCUUCCUCCCGUUUCUAAGAAUGGAAUGAUAUAUAUUAAGG
Cuscuta europaea is the source of this 1002-nucleotide messenger RNA. NCBI's taxonomy places the organism in Eukaryota, Viridiplantae, Streptophyta, Magnoliopsida, Solanales, Convolvulaceae. The record is from the annotation of a GenBank genome assembly.